Messenger RNA from Cyprinus carpio (common carp), 2790 nucleotides. RefSeq names its product calcium/calmodulin-dependent protein kinase type 1B-like. The record is from RefSeq and is a predicted model, not a curated record. Gene Ontology annotation, biological process: peptidyl-serine phosphorylation. Gene Ontology annotation, cellular component: intracellular anatomical structure. NCBI's taxonomy places the organism in Eukaryota, Metazoa, Chordata, Actinopteri, Cypriniformes, Cyprinidae. Gene Ontology annotation, molecular function: calcium/calmodulin-dependent protein kinase activity; ATP binding; calmodulin binding.
UCUGGCGAUCUCAAGGCAUCUGAAAACAAAUGGUAACACUUUCAGUUCAGCAAACCCUGACUGUUAUGAUGAAGAAUGCUUAUUUAAUGUGCAACGAGCAGAUGGCAUCAGAUAUGUCUUGGAGACAAUGUUCAUCUGUCCUUAUCAUGCAUUCAAGCAUUACAUUUGAGAAAGUCUGAACCAGUCUUAAGAGACCUGUUGUUGUGUGGCCAACCCUCUUUUUCUCUCUCUCCAUCACUCUAUUUCUCUUUAUCACUUUCUCUCUGCUUUCUGUGCCUGCUCUCCUGUUGUCCUUCAUCUCUUUUAAAAGUCACUUUUCCUCUAUAAAGCAUGUGGGCGUUCAAGGUCAUCAGUAUAAAAUGAAUGUGAUUUUCAAUUAAAGAGAGAGCAGAGAGGCUGUUGGGAGUGUGGUGACAAGAACAGAAACGGUUGCCUUCCAGAUUUUCACAGCAGCAAUCAGCAGUACGCAGAUCACACUUACCCUGCGUUACGAUGCCUCUAUUGAGAGAUCUUCGGAAGAAAGAAGACAUCAAUGCUGUUUAUGAGCUGAAAGAAAAACUGGGAGAGGGCUCGUUCUCUGAGGUUCGAGUGGCUCAGCACAGAUGCACUUAGAAGCUUGUGGCUGUCAAGUGCAUCCGAAAGAGAGCGCUAAAGGGAAAAGAAUCCAUGCUGGAGAAUGAGAUUGCUGUAUUACGCAGAAUAAAUCAUGAAAAUAUUGUGUCUUUGGAGGAAACCUUUGAGACUCCUUCUAAACUGUAUUUGGUAAUGACACUGCUGACAGGAGGGGAACUGCUGGACAGGAUUCUGAAGAGAGGCAGUUACACAGAGAAAGAUGCCAGUCGUGUGAUAUAUCAGGUGCUGCAGGCGGUGAAGUAUCUGCAUCAGCUGGGUGUUGUGCAUCGAGAUCUAAAGCCAGAGAACUUACUGUAUGAGACUCCAUUAGAAGACUCCAAAAUUGUCAUCAGUGACUUCGGUCUGUCUAAAAUGGAAGAGCAGGGUGCUCUUACCACGGCCUGUGGGACACCUGCCUAUGUCGCUCCUGAACUUCUACAGCAGAAAACAUAUGGUAAAGAGGUGGAUCUCUGGGCCAUUGGGGUUAUUACAUUUAUUCUACUCUGUGGCUAUCCUCCAUUCUAUGAUGACAACGACACACAACUCUACAAGCUGAUCAUAAAGGCUGAAUAUGAAUUUGAUUCACCAUACUGGGACGACAUCUCUGACUCCGCAAAAGACUUCAUAGUUCACUUACUGCAGAAGGAUCCAGCGAAGAGGUUCAAUUGCGACCAGGCCUUGCAGCAUCCUUGGAUAUCAGGAGGUGCGGCUCUAGACAAGAACAUCCACAGCUCAGUGUCAGCACAGAUUCAGAAAAACUUUGCCAAGAGUCACUGGAAGAGAGCCUUUAAUGCCACCAACAUUGUGCAUCAUUUAACAAAGAAAACCCACUCCGGGGAAGACGAUGAAGGGAAUCACUCCACAAGUAUAGGGACCAUCUGACAAUCUACUGGCAGUAACCCGAGGCUCUGUUAAAGAAAUAGUUAUAUAAUAGUUAUAAUAGUUCAUAACAGGAAAACUGUGUCAUUUACUCAUGCUCAUGUUGCUCCAAACCCUUAUGACGUUCUUUCUUGACCCUCAUUGUGUGAACAAUGAAAGAAGCAGUGAACAAGUUCUGUGAAGAUCCAAAAAGUUAACAAAAACAUCAUAAAACAAUUCAUCCAACUGCAUUUGCAUAUUCAAAUUUGACAUAUGUCAACUGGUUAUGAGACAUGUAAGAACCAGUAGCGUUCAGCAUCACUAACAGUAAACUUGGCGAGAUGCAUCUUCAUGCACAUAUUGAACUAUAUGCAAAAGAGAAUUAAUGUCUGAGAACAGCAGUGGAGUAAAAGUUGGCAAGAAAUGGAUAUUAAUCCACUUUCUAAAUGCAUCUUACAGAACAUAUGGUGAACGAUUCAUCCAUGCAUAUGUUUUGUUUUUUACUUCUUUGACCUCUGAUUUUUUAAUCAAAAUAUCUCGAUCUUCUGGUGAAAAUACAACAUUUUUUCCUAGUGACGUGCCGGACUUUUCAAAUCAUUUAAUAUGUUUAAACCAAUUCUUUGCUACACUGUUUAAAGCCUUUUUUGGGAGAUUGACAGCAGGGUUAUUAUUGUUAACUAAAAGGAAAAAUUAAACCAUAAGAAAACACUUUUCAAAAUUACUAAAUCUUUUGAAAAUACACACACACAGUAUAUAUAACAGUAUAUCAAUGAUGGUAAAAUAACACUGAUUGACAGUCUUUAAAAUUGUAUGCUUGAGAAAAGAGCCUUUCGCUAAACUUCUCUCAAACAGAAAAAUCACAUGUUGUUUGGAACAACAUAAGCAAAACACAAUUUUCAUUUUGGGGACUGAGCGCAGUGGUCACUGUGUUGGGCAGAUUGACAGACUCUGAAACACACCUGUGCUUUAAACGUGCCGCUGUCAGUGAGCCUUCUGCCAGAGCUACUGCUGCUACACUUCAGUGGGCUGCCACUGUAAAAAUACCCUCAGUGGAGAGCAGCUCCUUCACAACUCAUGUUUCUACUCCCCGUCUACUUGUAUUUGACGCAUAACAGCAUGCUGCUAUUUGACAGAACACAAUAUUUAGUCAUGUAGUACUGUCUGUCAACUGUAAGUACUGUCACUUGAAGCAUAUCAGUGGCAUUUGAAGAACAAAUAUGGCAUAGAAUAGGAUAUUACAAUAGAUAAAUGAAGUAAAUAGUAAUUGUUGCCUUGUAUCUGUGCUCUCAUUACACUGUGGAAUAAAUAAACUGAUCUGCA